AUGGAAACUAAUGUAAUAGAUUUAGGUAAAUAAGUGCCUAUAAAUCUUCCCUUUAUGAUUUAGUUAAGCUUCAAUCCUAACCAGCAAAGUUAAAAUAUGAAACCAAUUCAAAUAACCUAUCAAUGUAUUACGAUUUAUAUAGGCUAUUAGACAGUAAACCAAUUAAUUUUUACAUAUAUCGUAAAUGUAUAUUAGAGGAUAUUAAAUUGAAAAAAAUUUAAUUUGAAUAUUUAAAUCAUGAAAUAAUAAGAUCUAUUGAAGAUUUUUAUUUGGAGAAUUAGGAACCUUAAAAGCUCUUUGAAUUAUUUUUAUCUUUCAUAUAUUCUGGAAAAGUAGAAUAUAGAAUUAGAGAAUAUUACUUACCCCUACUUAAAUUAGCUAUAUACUUUUAAUGUGAUAUUUUAAUAACUUCCUUAAUGAAUUAAUAGAGAUAAUAAGGAAUAAUGAGAACAUUCUUUUUAAAUUUCUUAUGUGAUAUUUUUAAUGAUUAAAUCCACCUUCAAACAUUCCAAUCUAAUCCCAAUUCAUAAAAAUUCUUAUAAACUAUGAUCUAAUAAAAUUCCUUAAACAUUUUUAAUCACACUAAUUGGCAUAAAUAUGAUAAAUAAUUAGCAUAGAAUAAAAUUCAGAUAGGUAAAAAAUAUAACAACCUUAUAAAUAGCAUUUCGUUAACUUAAUUCAAAAUUAUUUUCAGAAUUUGCUGAUGUUUAUAGUAAUAACAAUCACUAAAAUAUUCUUCAUUUAACUCAACUUUUAUAUUAUAUUGAAAAGUAUUAAAAUCCUUAGUUGUCUAUAUUCGAAGAUAUUUAUUUAGGAAGAAUGAUUAAUUUGGUUGAUGAAAACUUUGUUAAUCAAUAUUAAGAAUUUUUCACAUAAAAAUGCAAAAACAUAUUUGAAAAAUAAAUUAAAAAAAUAUCAAAUCAACCUUAUCAUAUGCAACAUACAAAUGUUUGUGAUUUAGUGUAUUGCAUAAUUAUAUAUUAUUUAGAAAUAAAUCCUUCACAGCUACUUGUUCUCAUAAGAUUUGUUUGAAUUGCUUCUAUCAAUAUUUGAUUUAUCGAUCUAAAUUCAAAUAAUAUAAUAAAGAUGCCCCCAAAAAAGUUAGAUGCUUAACAAGAUUUUUGAAUAAAGAUAUUUGCGAUUGCGUUUUUUAGGAUCAAGAUUUUUUAGAAUUAAAGGAAUAUAAUUUGAAUGAAUUUUUAAAUAUUUACCUUAAGUAAAAAAUUUGA
This is a messenger RNA of Paramecium primaurelia, 1229 nucleotides long. The record is from the annotation of a GenBank genome assembly. NCBI's taxonomy places the organism in Eukaryota, Ciliophora, Oligohymenophorea, Peniculida, Parameciidae.